AUGCCAGAUUUUGGUACUAAUAGUCACAAUUACCACCACAAUCAGAACCGCAAUCAUAGCCAUCUGUUGCAUCAUCCUCAUAGCACGGAUUCCUUACCAUCGUUGCAUUCACCUCAUGAACAUUCCGAGGAGUUGUUGCACAAACCCUUCUUUUCCAUCCAUCCUCAGCGCCAUGACCAUCCAACAUCUCCCCAUCAAGGCCUGAGAUUAGACUCUGACGACCUCACAACAGCAGAUGUUGACAUUCCAACAUUACUUAUUACACCUCCUCAGGAGGACAAUUCAUCUCUGUCUACUAAUAAUAAUAUUAACAUCACAAACAACAACUACACCUCAGCGAAUGCCAACAAGAACAUUUCAAACAAAUCAAAUUGGGCAACCAAUGCCUUCAAAACCUUGCACUCGCGAUUUCUUUCGAAUCCACUACGAAAAUCUACCAGCAUGUUCAAGUUUCCUUCCAAUGUGGUAUUUUCAGAACAAGAAGAAUCAGAAGGAAAAAAUCACAGAACCAAAACAAAAAAACAAGGUUCCACCUACCGUCAUCAUCUCAGCCCCACCACACGACUUGAACGACACCAUCAUCAUUACCAACCUCCUCCAUCACCAGCAACAAUGGGGACUGAACAACAAGAAGAUAAUUUUGACCAAAAAAUGAGUUCUCAUUCUUCGCCCUCUUCUCGAGAAGCCUUGGAGGAAAACUCGGCCAUCUCCAGAGAGGUAUCUCCACCAUCACUACAAGGAGGACUGAAAGAAGUAAAUAUCGGAGAUGUGGUGGAGGGCAAUAAUGUAAUAAUGGGAGAUUCAGAUCGUAUCGAAAGUAGUCUGGCAGAGUCAAAACCUGCAAUGAUGAACUACAAAAACGGAAGUGAGGAUGACAUGACACGAUUGGGUGAUCAAAUGAUGCAAAAAUUAAUGAUGAAAGAUGAAACAGUGCCACAAAAUACUCAACAAUUUGUGGAUAGUUUUUUCAUGGUUGACAAGGACAUGAAAUUACCGUCGUCCAAGCUUUCCGUUGACGAAGAAAGUGAAGAGCUCUUAAAAGAUAAAAUGAACAAACCUUCUGGAGUCGAUGACAUGUAUGGACUCGACAUUUAUUAUCAUAACAACAGAGACUUGUGCAAAAUUGAAGGACCGGAAGAUAGAUUCACUCUCAUCGACAUUGCAUUGGAAACUGCAAUGACCAUUCAAAAAUUAUUUCAAAACGAGGCAAAACGAUAUGAAAAUAACGUUUCCAAUGGAAAAAUUUAUCUGUUCCUCAAAAUGCUAUUAGAAGUGUCAAAAGACUUGGAGGUCAAUUUAAAACAUAUGAAAAGUAGAAUAGUUCAAAUAGAGCUGAAACUGGCCGAAAAAUUCCCAAAUCAGUUCAAAUUUGAAAACCAAACUUGUAUAGCACAUAAUGAUAAGAUGGCCUCAUUCGAUUUGAGUUUUCUUGACACCUCCUUCCAUUUUAGAGGAUGCUUUUUAAUAUUAAUUCAUACCCUGAAUGAAUGCAAGUUAUCGAUUAACAAAGUGAUACAGAGUAGAAAUUCCUUCUUUUUGUUCACUACCAGUGAUGCAAAAUACGAGAAGAAACUUGAUGUGUUUCAACAGAAAUUUUUAGUGCUCAAAACCAUGUUUAACGUUUCCAAUAUGUUACUUCAAGAGCGAUUGGACAGUAUAGACUCUAACAAUCCAUCAUAUAUCCCAUUUUCACAAUCUCUAAAAAUUAGUGACAUGGAUAUUUUAAAGGAUAUUAAUCCUAUCGUGUUUUGGCAACACAUUGGUACCUUUUACGACUCUGAGAUUGCUUGGUUCCUUUCUCUCAUUGUUAAGACUACAGCAUCCUUUGGACAUACUCAAGAAGUACCAAGUAAGCUCAAAAAAGAUUUGAUUUUUUACGCAGCAAGUGCCUACUACCUUAUCAAUCCAAAAAGUGCUGCAGAGAAUUGUGCUACACUUUUUAACAAUAAUCCAAUUGCGAGUAGCGAAUUUUGGAACAUACAAGAUGAAAACAACAUCAUCAAAACCUUUACGUAUCUGGGUUAUCCUUUUAUUGAGACGUCACGCAAGUUUAAAAUACCAUUUCCUGGCAGGAAAAUUGUCGACUCUGUUGGCCUGAACAUUGAUGGUGAUGAAUUUGAGUUUGUUUCAGUUUCUAAAGAAGCCCCAGAGGAUUCAUCCAUAAUAUUAUUUAAUAACAAUAACGAGCAAAGCGAAAAAUCUAACUCGGUAGUAUAUUACUCAGAAGAUGACGAUGAUGACGGAGAAGAAGAAUCAAUCGACCAAAAUGCAACGCCGGUGGAAUACCGAGCAGGAAGUAGUAUGAUCUAUCCACAACUGGACAAUUUAGAGGAAGUGAAAGAAGGAUCCUCAUCCCUUGAGGUAAAUUUGGCUGAAAUCCAGAAAAAGAUGAAAAAUCAUGACUACCAAGACAUUGCGCUACGAAUUAUUUCAACGAAACCUCUAACUGAAGUACCAGACUACAUUGCUCACAAUCCACAAGAUUUCCCUUACCUGUCUCAAAUUCUUAAGGCCAUCAAUUCAAUCAAACUCAAACAAGUACAACACAACACUACGUUUGACGGAAAAGUAAUUUUGCACAUACAUGGUGGAGGCUUCAUAGCCAUGCAAUCAUUUAGUCAUGAGGUGUAUUUGAGAAAAUGGUGUUCUGCUACCAACAUGCCUAUCAUUUCAGUGGACUAUAGAAGAUCACCUCAAUACAAAUAUCCAACCCAAGUCGAAGAAUGCUACUCAGCCUACAAGUGGCUGUUAAGUAAUUGUGAAAAACUUUUAGGAGCACCAUUGAAAAAGUUUGUGAUCGCAGGAGAUUCUGCAGGAGGCAAUUUGGCUCUAGCCACAAUUUACAGAGCCAUAAGAGAUGAUAUUCGUUUGCCUGACGCUGUCGUUUUGAGUUAUCCUGCGACAUACCUUGAUUUUAAUCCAUCACCAAGCCGUCAAAUUUCUGUCAUUGAUCCUCUUGUCAAUAUUAACUUUUUGAGGUUGUGUGGUGAGCUGUACUGCGUAGAAAGUGACAAUGCUCGUUGUAAUCCAUUCGUUUCUCCAUCGACCAUUGAAGAUGGUUAUUUGAAACGUUUUCCACCAACAUACUUUAACUUUGGAACAUUGGAUCCACUUUUCGAUGAUGCCGUUUACAUGGCCAAGAAAAUUUCAAGGAAUAACGGUGGUCGAGUGAAAAUUAAGCUCUAUGACUCUCUUGGACAUGGUUAUUUGAAUAUGAUUGAUGUUUCUGGAGUUGCUAGACUUGCCUCAGCUCAUAUUUGUGAGUGGAUCAGCAAUCAAGUUGAAAAAUAA
Molecule: messenger RNA, 3291 nt
Organism: Naegleria fowleri
Lineage: Eukaryota; Heterolobosea; Eutetramitea; Acrasida; Naegleriidae
Exons: 3
Coding region: 1-3291 (1096 amino acids)
Biological process (GO): triglyceride catabolic process
Cellular component (GO): cytosol
Molecular function (GO): triacylglycerol lipase activity; sterol ester esterase activity
Source: RefSeq, a predicted model, not a curated record